Molecule: messenger RNA, 1299 nt
Organism: Colletotrichum godetiae
Lineage: Eukaryota; Fungi; Ascomycota; Sordariomycetes; Glomerellales; Glomerellaceae
Product: major facilitator superfamily domain-containing protein
Exons: 2
Coding region: 1-1299 (432 amino acids)
Biological process (GO): transmembrane transport
Cellular component (GO): membrane
Molecular function (GO): transmembrane transporter activity
Source: RefSeq, a predicted model, not a curated record
AUGGACCAGUCCGCAACGACAGCAGCCUACGUCUCAGGCAUGCAAGAGGCCCUCUCCCUCUACGGCAACGAACUUGUCGAGUUUACGACAUACUUCUCCAUCGGCUAUGCCCUCUUCAUCGUCCCUUCUCAACUCAUUCAAACCCGCGUCCGCCCGUCCCUCUGGUUGCCAUUCUGCGAAGUCGUCUGGGGCGCCAUCACCCUCGCGACCUUUGCCGCCAAGAACGCCCGCACCGUCUUCGUUUUGCGCUUCUUCCUCGGCGUAUUCGAGGCGACUUCGUGGCCGGGCAUCGUGAACCUCAUAUUCAACUGGUAUACCCCCUCCGAACUCGGCAAACGUCUGGCCAUCUUUGGCGUAAGUAGCCAGGCCGGCAGCAUGUUCCUCGGCAUCCUCCAAGCCGCGCUCUACAAGAACCUCAACGGCGCACACGGCCUCGAGGGCUGGCAGUGGCUCUUCGUCGUCUCAGGUACUAUGACGAUCGUGUGGGGUCUCUACGGGUUCCUGGUCAUCCCCGACGCGCCCACCACGACCCGCGCCCUCUGGCUCACUGCAGACGAACGCGUCCUCGCCGCAUCACGCAUGAAGAAGUCCGGGACGACGACCCAGGAAGUCAUCAAAGGGAAGGCCCUCUGGUCCCGCGUGCGGAAACUCUUCACCUCGCCCAUCACGUACCUAUUCCUCGCCGCAUACCUCCAAUUCGCCUGGUCUCAGCGCGCCAACUCGUAUUUCUUACUCUACCUCAAGGGCCUCAAGGCCGCAGACGGCACGACGGCGUUGUAUUCUGUCUACACUGUCAACCUCAUCCCGCUCGGCGGCUACGCGAUCUCCAUCGUAGCCAACAUUUCCCUCAACGCGCUGAGCGAUUGGAAGGACUGGCGGUGGCAGGUCGCCAUCGGCGCCGCGGUGCUUCAGCUCGUGGCUACAUCUGUAUUGGCAGCCUGGCCUGGCGGAAGGGGGACAAUUAUGACGUUUUACUUCUUGACGUUUGCGACGGCGGCUUGGGGAUAUGCUCUCCUCGCAUGGCUUGCCAUCAUCUUGCGCAAGGAGCCUGAGGCGAGAUCGGUGAUUGUUGGACUCGCGGUUACGCUUGUGUAUGUUGGGCAUGCUACGAUCCCGCUUCGGGCGUGGAGGACGGCGGAUUCACCGAGGUAUCCUAUCGGGUUCCCGCUGGCGGCGGCGUUUAGUGUUGGGAGUAUCGCUUCUAUCCUUGGGAUGUUGUGGUAUGUGCGGAAGUAUCCCGAUGUUCUUGAUUUUGGUCUCAAUUGGAAACCGGAACAACAAGGCAGCUGUAACGAAUGA